Messenger RNA from Triticum turgidum subsp. durum (durum wheat), 2373 nucleotides. The record is from the annotation of a GenBank genome assembly. NCBI's taxonomy places the organism in Eukaryota, Viridiplantae, Streptophyta, Magnoliopsida, Poales, Poaceae.
AUGGAUCCCGGCGAAGGCGGUUCCCCUGCCGCUCCAUCGACUUCCGGAGCAGCCCCAGGUGCAGGCGCGGCCGCGGAGAUUAAGGAGGACGCUGGAAAGCAGGUGGUGGUGAUUCUCAUCGGCCCUCCGGGCAGCGGCAAGUCCACGUUCGCCGAGGCCGUCAUGGCCGGUGCGGCCGCCGCCGGCCGCCCAUGGGCCCGCGUCUGCCAGGAUACAAUUGGAAAGGGCAAAGCUGGAACCAAAAUACAGUGUUUGAAGGCCGCAGCGGACGCUUUGAAGGAGGGAAAGAGCGUUCUCAUUGACCGAUGCAACUUGGAACGAGAGCAGCGCUCUGAUUUUGUGAAGCUUGGCUGCACCGUACAAGCGGAUGUGCAUGCUGUUUUCUUGGAUCUUCCUGCGAAGGUUUGCAUCUCACGCUCGGUUAGCCGGACUAGCCACGAAGGAAAUGUGCAGGGCGGAAUGGCUGCCAUGGUUGUGAACCGCAUGCUAAAGAACAAACAGGCACCCUUGCUGACUGAAGGUUUCAGUCGGAUCACGUUCUGUACGGAUGACGAUGACAUUAAGAAGGCAGUUGACAUGUAUAGUGCUUUAGGGCCUUCACAUAGUCUUGCUUCAGGAGUAUUUGGUCAGAAGAGCAAAGGGCCUGUACAAACUGGUAUAAUGAAAUUUCUCAAGAAGGCAGAUACUUCUAGCAUCAACAAGUCCAGUGGAACUAUGGUUACAUCAAGUGAAAGAAAGACAGGGCAACAAAAUACAACGUUGAAACAGGAGAACCUUGAAGCUGGUGGCGCCUGUUCAAUGCAAGUAGAAAAGAAGUUGGAUAACCUGAAGGAAAAAGAAGAACAAAGUAAGGAAAAGGUUUCUUCUGACACCAGUUUGUGCACUCUGGCAUUUCCAUCGAUUUCUACUGCUGACUUCCAGUUUGAUCUUGAGAAAGCAUCUGAGGUUAUAGUAGAUGCAGCUACUGAUUUCGUGCAGAAGCAUGAUAAUGUAAGACUAGUUCUUGUUGACUUGAGCCAAAAAUCAAGAAUAUUGUCAUUAGUCAAGGACAAGGCUGCUAAGAAGAGCUUUGACUCCAGCAGAUUUUUCACAUUUGUGGGAGACAUCACUCAGUUGCACUCCAAAGGAGGUCUUCAAUGCAACGUCAUUGCUAAUGCUGCCAACUGGAGGUUAAAACCUGGAGGUGGAGGGGUUAAUGCAGCUAUAUUUAAUGCUGCUGGAGAAGCUUUACAGCAUGCAACCAAGGAAUGUGCUGACACGUUGAGACCUGGUAACUCUAUUGCUGUUCCACUUCCAUCAACUUCCCCUCUGCAUCAACAGGAAGGGGUGACCCAUGUCAUACAUGUGCUCGGACCAAAUAUGAACCCAAUGCGUCCAGAUUGUCUGAAGAGUGACUAUACCAAAGGGUGUAAGGUUCUUCGUGAGGCAUAUAAUUCACUUUUUGAGAACUUUGCAUCCAUUGCCCGGAGCUACCCAGGGAAGCAGAAUGAUGAAACUUCAUCAAGGAAGUCAGCAUCUGGAGUGAUUUCACCUAAUGAUUCAAAAACGAAGCGAGAGGGCAGCGAUGAUUCUCAAAGGACCAAAAAGUGUAAGUUGCUUCCAUCUAUUUUGACUUCAAGUCAACACCAUGAGCGCAAAGGGACCAACACACUAAGUUAUCAUGAUAACUCCAUGGGUUCAUCUGAUGCUCCGAACCAAGCAAGAGAGGAAGACAACAAGAAGAAUGGUGCCGUCACCAACAAGACUUGGGGAUCCUGGGCACAGUCCCUUUAUGAGGUUGCCAUGCACCCAGAAAAAUAUAAGAACGCGGAUUCUAUCCUUGAGAUAUCUGAUGAAUUUGUUGUUCUGAAGGACCUCUAUCCCAAGGCCAAAAGGCAUGUGUUGGUGAUAUCUAGGACAGAUGGUCUUGAUUCUCUAGCAGAUGUCAAGAAAGUGCACUUACCACUGCUUAGGAGUUUGCAUUCAGCUGGGCUGAAGUGGGCACAUAAGUUCCUAGAGGAAGACGCAUCUCUGACGUUCAGGCUUGGAUAUCAUUCGGUUCCGUCCAUGCGGCAGUUGCACCUCCAUGUCAUAAGCCAGGAUUUCAACUCACCCAGCUUGAAAAACAAGAAGCACUGGAACUCCUUCACCAGUGCAUUUUUCCUUGAUUCUGUCGAUGUCAUGGACGAGGUUGACCAGCAUGGAUCCGUGACUAUCAGCCCUGACGAGAGGCUUCUCGCAAUGGAGCUAAGGUGCCACAGAUGCAGGAGCGCCCACCCGAAUAUUCCGAAGCUCAAAACCCACAUCGCGGCCUGCAAGUCCCCCUUCCCCUCCCAUUUUCUGAAGAAAGACAAGCUGUUGUCAGCUUCCACGGUGCGUACGGGCUGCAGUUAG